AUUAUUUAUAUAAUAAUAAGAAUUUUAUUUAAUAAUUUUAUUAAUUUAAAUAUUGAAAAUCAAAUAAUUGAAAUUAUUUGGACUAUUUCUCCUAUUUAUAUUUUAAUUUUAAUAUCUAUUCCUUCAUUAAAAAUUUUAUAUUUAUCAGACGAAAUAUAUUCUCCUAUUCUUUCAAUUAAAAGAAUUGGUCAUCAAUGAUACUGAAGGUAUGAAAUUCCUGAUUUUAAUAAUGUAAAUUUUGAAUCUUUUAUAUUAAGAGAUUUAAAUUCUUUAAAUUCAUUUCGAUUAUUAGAAGUUGAUAAUCGUUUAAUUUUACCUAUAAAUUUACAAAUUCGCAUAUUAAUUAGGUCUGAUGAUGUAAUUCAUUCAUUUACAGUUCCUUCAAUAGGAAUUAAAGUAGAUGGGAUACCAGGACGAAUUAAUCAAUUAAAUUUAUUUAUUAAUCGUCCAGGUUUAUUUUUUGGUCAAUGUUCAGAAAUUUGUGGAGCUAAUCAUAGAUUUAUACCUAUUGUAAUUGAAUCAACUAAUUUAAAAAUAUUUUUAAAUUGAAUUAAUUUAAUUUAAAAU
Belonocnema kinseyi is the source of this 567-nucleotide messenger RNA. Its product is annotated as cytochrome c oxidase subunit 2-like. The annotation marks the transcript as partial. The transcript has a single exon. Gene Ontology annotation, biological process: ATP synthesis coupled electron transport. NCBI's taxonomy places the organism in Eukaryota, Metazoa, Arthropoda, Insecta, Hymenoptera, Cynipidae. Gene Ontology annotation, molecular function: copper ion binding; cytochrome-c oxidase activity. The record is from RefSeq and is a predicted model, not a curated record. Gene Ontology annotation, cellular component: membrane.